Molecule: messenger RNA, 852 nt
Organism: Exophiala aquamarina CBS 119918
Lineage: Eukaryota; Fungi; Ascomycota; Eurotiomycetes; Chaetothyriales; Herpotrichiellaceae
Exons: 3
Coding region: 7-852 (281 amino acids)
Source: RefSeq, a predicted model, not a curated record
UCCAGAAUGAAGGGAUACGCUGUGCCUUUGGCCGCAGUCCUGUUCGCGACCUCUUCGCUUGCAUGGCUACCUUCAUGCACUUUCUCUGACUGCUUGGGAUCUUGGGAUGGCACCUCCUGCGACUCCUCCAACGGCUGGGACUGUGUUUGCUCCAACCAAACCGCCAUCUCCCAGUUGAACACCUGUGUUGCAACCUCAUGCACAAACCAAACUGAUCAAGAGGCAAUCUAUGGUGCCGUUGCUCAACUUUGCGCCAACGCUGGUGUUACCGUCACCAACUCUCAACAGGCAACAUUCAGUGCUACCUCUGGUGGCUCUGCCUGGCCUUCUCAGAUCACUGCCGGCCCAGGAUCCGGUCCUUUCGGCAACUGGGACUCUGCGCAGUGGUCCAGCUGGGUUUCUGCCUGCUCGACUGGUCUUCCUGGUGCUCCUAGCGGCUGGGGUGGCUCCGGCCCAUGGGGUGGCCCAGGUAACUGGGGUGGCAAUCACGGAGGCCCAGGAGGUCCUGGCGGCCCAGGCGGUUUCGGCCCAUGGGGAACAAAAGCAAGCGGCGUCAACUGCGACUCAUGGACAACCUGGACUGCUGGGUGGGGACCCUUCUCUUCUUGGACUGGUACAUGGUCUGGCUGCAGCUCAACCACCGCCGCUCCCAUUCCUGCCACCAUCACCACUACCGUUACAACUGGUGGCUCGACUCAAGUCCUCACUGGUACUACCUUCGGUAUCCAGGCUGUUGCUGCUGCUACAACCACCGGUGGCUCUGGUAACAGCGCCGUCUCGGUCCGCAGCGGCAGUCUCGGUGCUUGCGGUGCUCUAGCUGCUGCAAUCUUUGUCGCCAUGAUCGCCUUGUAA